UUUUUUCUCUCUCUCUCCGGAGAGACACGUCAUGUAGUGAGCUCACAUUACCGUUUCGUGUGGUAUUUAAAGAGUGCGUCCUCAUUGCUUGGCAGAGCGGAGAGCCUACUGACAUCCGAGCCGGGAGCGUGCGUGUGUGUACCGGCCUGCAAUUGAAGCACUCCGCCGUCCGGAGAUCUAAGGUGGGCGGAGACUUGAGAUCGAGGUCCUCCUGUGUGCAGACAGAGACACACCGUGCAUUUUUGAGACGGCACCCGCACACCCGUCCGAGGAGGAAACAUCAUGGCAACGACUACUUGCACACGUUUUACAGAUGAAUACCAGCUGUACGAGGAGCUUGGCAAGGGGGCCUUUUCAGUGGUGCGUCGCUGUGUCAAACUUUGUACAGGCCAAGAGUAUGCAGCCAAAAUCAUCAAUACCAAAAAGCUCUCGGCCAGAGACCAUCAGAAACUGGAGCGGGAAGCCAGGAUCUGUAGAUUGCUAAAGCAUCCCAACAUUGUUCGUCUUCAUGACAGUAUCUCUGAGGAAGGCUUCCACUAUCUCCUCUUUGACCUAGUGACAGGAGGGGAGCUGUUUGAGGAUAUUGUGGCUCGAGAGUACUACAGUGAAGCUGAUGCAAGUCAUUGCAUCCAGCAGAUCCUGGAGGCCGUGCUCCACUGCCAUCAGAUGGGUGUGGUUCACAGAGAUCUCAAGCCAGAAAACCUGCUGCUGGCCAGCAAAUGUAAGAAUGCAGCAGUCAAGUUGGCUGAUUUUGGACUGGCCAUUGAAGUGCAAGGAGACCAACAGGCUUGGUUUGGCUUUGCGGGCACUCCCGGCUACUUGUCUCCAGAAGUGCUGAGGAAAGAAGCAUAUGGUAAACCUGUAGACAUCUGGGCAUGUGGUAGGUUUUUUUUUCUAUUUUCAGCACCACCUCUGCCAAUUUUGUUCUUGUCACUCAAACAAUUGCUGUUUAUGUGUGUAGGUGUGAUCCUCUACAUCCUUUUGGUUGGGUACCCUCCGUUCUGGGAUGAGGACCAACACAAACUCUACCAACAGAUCAAAGCUGGAGCAUAUGACUUUCCCUCCCCAGAGUGGGACACAGUGACUCCCGAGGCUAAAAAUCUGAUCAACCAGAUGCUUACUAUUAAUCCAGCCAAGAGAAUCACUGCCCAGGAGGCUCUGAAGCACCCAUGGGUCUGCCAACGCUCAACGGUGGCCUCAAUGAUGCACAGACAGGAGACCGUCGAGUGCCUAAAGAAAUUUAAUGCCAGGAGGAAACUCAAGGGUGCCAUUCUUACCACCAUGCUUGUCUCCAGGAACUUCUCUGUGGGCCGUCAGACUACAGCCCCUGCUGCUGUCAGCGCUGUAGCAGGAACCACAGCUGGCAUCGUGGAACAAGCAGCCAAGAGUCUCCUCAACAAGAAGGCUGAUGUCAAGCCUCAGACAAACAGCACGAGAAACAGCAUAGUCACCAGUCCCAAAGGCAACAUCCCCUCUGCUGCACUGGAGCCUCAGACUACUGUUAUCCAUAAUCCAGUAGAUGGGAUCAAGGAAUCAUCUGAUAGCAACAACACAACUAUCGAGGAUGAAGAUGUGAAAGCUCGCAAACAGGAAAUCAUAAAGAUCACAGAGCAGCUUAUUGAAGCUGUCAACAAUGGAGACUUUGAGGCCUACGCGAAGAUCUGCGACCCUGGUCUGACCUCAUUUGAACCUGAGGGGCUGGGAAAUCUGGUGGAGGGAAUGGACUUCCACAGAUUUUACUUUGACAAUCUCCUCUCAAAGAACAGCAAACCUAUCCACACCACCAUCCUUAACCCCCAUGUGCAUAUAAUCGGGGACGAUGCUGCCUGCAUCGCCUACAUCCGCCUGACGCAGUUCGUGGAUGGCCAGGGCCAUCCUCGCUCAAGCCAAUCAGAAGAGACCAGGGUAUGGCACCGCAGGGACAGCCGGUGGCAAAAUGUCCACUUCCACUGCUCAGGAGCUCCUUCUGCCCCGCUGCAGGGGUGAGGCAUUUUGAGGAGGCAGAGCAGAAAAGUAACGAGCAGAUAAUCACAGAGAAAGAAGCAGCACUGAGAGAGAGGUGCAGGUGGAUGUGUGGUGGGGUUAAAGGAAUCUGAUUUUGAGAUUGUGGUCAUGCUCCUGCACUCUGCACACCCACUUCUUUCUCUCUCUCCCUGAACAACUUCGACAACAGCAGACAGUAAUAGCAGUGCUCCCAUCUUCUGACAGCAGAGGACACAUCAGCUACAACAUUAAACUCUUGUAACUCUUCGGCCUGCCUACAGCAAACAAAAAAGCUAUUGUUCCUUCCUAUUGUUACUUCUAGUAUAAUUAUGGCCACCGUCUGUCCCUGUGUUCUUUCAACUGUACAGUCUAUUUAUUAUCCAUUUUAAUCCUUUCUUCUUUUUUAUGACAAUGCAUGAUUCCUACCUGUGUUGUCAUUAGCAGUGGCUGUUCUGCACGACUUAAGGCUGCCUGUGUGAAAUGAACAAUCAGUAUCACGUGUCUCACACAAAGAGUCUGGUGGGUGUAUUUUAUUAUGACUUUCAUUUUGUUGUGCAACAGCACAACAAAAUUAAUUAAUUAAUUAAUUAAAUUUAUUUAUUGGGUGUUUAACUCCCCACCACCCCAUUCCUCAUCCCUCACGACCCCCAGCCACUCAGUCAGACAGUGAAAACCAUGCAGCAUGCUAAGAUGUUACUGUUGUUCUUAACUGAUAUUUAUGUACUGAACAUUGCAAGUUAACUACUGAAACUAUGGUUGAAAUGUUGAAAUAUCCCAAUGUUUAUGUAAAUUUCCAGUUUUAUUGUGGUGACUUAACUACAGUUACGCUGUUGAUGGUAUUUAAUUGCAUGAUAUUCCACGUUAAUGCAUUUGGUAAAACGGUUGUUGUCGUGCAUUUUCUGGGUUUUUUUGGGGGGGGUUGGGUUUUUUUGCACUGCUGGUGAGCUAUAAUCUGCUGCCUCUACUUUCUGGAUUUCUAAGUGCAUAAACUGUUUUUGUUGACAUGACAAUGUAGUAUAUGAAGAUUCUGGUGAUGACCAUGACAGAAUAUGCCCUUCCUCAGUAAUUGUUGGGCCCAGGCUCUUUACUGUUUCAAAGGCAACAACCAAAAUCUUAAAUGAUCAUUUUUGAUUUAAUUUAUUGGAACCUGACUGAUGUAAAAGGUGACAACUUAAACUCAACACAAGGGUGUGUGGUUAUUACUUUUGAUUGCAAUAAUUAAAUUAGACUUCGUAUGUAAAAAAGGCCAAGGUCAAAGUUCCCAAAGUGAAAUCAAAGUUUGUUUUAAUUAUGUGGUCAUUUAAAACCAUAUUUUAAUCAUCAGUUUUUGCUUUGGGUGGCUGUGGUUCAGGAAUUAGUGCAGGUCAUCUACUAACCUGAAGGUUAAUAGACAGCCUAUUAGAACACAACCUCUUCCAGUUCAAUGUCCGGCUCCUCUACUUCCACAUGGCAAGAUACUAAAUCUUAAAAUGCAUCCAUCUGAAUUUUAGGUUAAAUGUGUUUAGGUAUAGAAAAAGACACUUGUAUAGAUGUGUAUAUGAAUGAGAGUUGUGGUAAGAAAGUGUUGAAAUAGAAUAGAAAAGUGCUAUAAAAGUACCAGUCUGUUUUUAACAUUUUUCUGUUGGGGGUUUCUGUCCCUGUACAAAAAAACAUGUAUCUCUAAAACCUUUCUCAUCUUAUAAAAUGCAUUUCUUUGAUGAUUGGGUUAGUCAGUGAGAGGUAGGAGGAUUGUAUUAAGAUACAGGGGAAUCCUUAAAGGAUUGCAUUUUGUCACAUUUUGACAAAAGUGUACAGAUACAACUCAACAAAGCUAACAUUUACUUCUCCUUCCGCAGGAUUAGCAUUUAAAUAUGGUAACAUUAUGCUCUUGUGUCGUAAUUUGUGACUGAGAAAAAGGAAAGCUGAAAAAGAAUUUUCUGCUGCUCCUUACACAUCGUGUGUGAGGCCUUUCACUUGGGAGGCAAAUGUGUAAACCACUACAGUUAUGGAGCCUUAAACAGCUGCCUACCAAGCAGAAUGCAGGAAACACAGACAGCUAUUGAUGAACACAAAAGAGCAUUUAACACAUAAAGUGACAGAUAUUUAAAAAAAUAAUAAUAAACUAAAAGAGAGUAAAAGUGAAAUUGACAAUUAUAUGAUAAAUCUUCCAGAGUUGCAUUUGAAUGUUUUGGAAUAAGAACAUACAGUCACUCUCUCAUUUUUUAUGUAUAAACCUCAGUUUUUCUCCGGUCUGGAGACGUGAACAGGAACGACUUACUGUAUUUCAGAAUUCAUAAAAGGGUCCUCCUUUCCCAUAAAGCCCUAAUUUUCACUUUGUCCUUACUCUUGCAGAGCUGUGGCUGACCUAAAACAAGAAGGUUUUAACAUGUGGAAAUAUGGAAAAGUCAAUUGACAUAUUUGUAAAAGAAAACAGUGUCUUGCGCACACACAUACAUUAUUACUUCUAUUUCAAGCACUAAGCAGAGUCUCUUUUAUAUAUGUUUACAAAUAUUUGUGUGUAAUGUCUAAAUCACAAAAUUUUACACAGUUUUUCCAGGACAUUGAUUCAACACACAGGCAGGAAUGAAAUUUGAAAUGGACUGGUUUGGAAAUAGUGUUUUUUUGCACUACUUAAGCACUCGAAGCGCUUUAUACAGCUUGCCUCAUUUACCCAAGGACUUUUUUUGAUGCCAAAGUGCCUUUUUAUUGAACAUUUAUACUCCAAUGAACGGAUUGGAGGGCAGCUUACCUACUUGAGGAUACUUUGGCAUGGAGAAGCCAGAUUUCAAAAAAACAAACCUUCUCAUUAGUAGAUGACCUGGUCUACUUCCCGAGCAACAGCCACCCCUCAAUGUUAGUGAGUAAAACCAAAAUAUUAGGUAGAAUAUCAAAUCCUUUAGUUUUACAAUAUCUCCCAGAAAUAUCUAGUGUCGUUUGCUGUAUUUUCCCUUAAUGAUCUAACUUUCUGUCCUCGAGGGGGCAUCAACUUCUUCAAGCUUGACAUUUAGACUGACUACAGGAUUAAAGUACAUACAUGAUGAUUGAAUGUGAGAAGAAAAAUACUGAAGAUUAAAGACAGGCUUAUACAGGCUGUCAGAUAAAGCACUGAGCUGGUCUGUUUUAGGACAUAUUCACAAUAUUGUCAAAUUACUUUAGCUCACUUAACAAAUAGUAUAGAACAUGAUAGCUCCUAGUUUGAUCCUUCAAAUAUCACAUACACAGUAAAGCUUAAAUGAUUGGUUGAAUCAUCGCAGGACGAUGACUGGAAAGAUCAAAUCAUGGAAGUGGUUUUCAAAGAAAACUAUAAAAAUUAGCUGGUUCCAGCUUGUCACCUAAUGGAGAAAAGAAACCAAUUAUUAUGAAAUAUUAAAAUAUACAUAUAUAAUUUUAUAAAGUGAACUAAAGAAAAAUGUAUUAGAAAGAUAACUUUGUGCUUCUUACAACACUAAGAUAUCAAACCUUAGGUACUAAGUGGUGAUGUAAAAUACACCAUCUACUAGGGUAAAUGUAUGGGCAUACCGGCAAUUCACAAUGUAAUGCUUCUCACCAUCCAUGCUGAUCAUGAUGUAAAAUAAAGAAAUAUGCUUUCAAAUACUUGUUGCAUUGAAUCAUAAAAGUUAGAAGAAGUAUUAAAAACAAAAACACAUUAAGCACCUAAAUUUGGAGAGACGCAUGGUGAACUUGCCAAGCCAAGGCUGUGAUUUAGUGUUUCACAUUUUGCAUGAGUAGUGUUUUGUAUCAAAAGGUAAAAACUUUUUGAGCCAGUUCAACACAUUAUUAACAGUCAUUCAAAACAGUCUUUUAUUAAUUACUAAUUAUUUACAUUACAAAAUGAAACGGGGAAUUAUGCAUCAUCAGACAAUCUUGAGGUUGUUUUUGUUUUUUAAACCAUUAGUAUCAGUGAAACUCCACAGCUAUGGCUUUAGGACAAACCCAUGAAUUUCCCUUCCUGGUCAAACCAAAUGUCAGUGCUAUCAGUACUUUAAUUGGAUUGGUUACUUAGAAUUAGUGUCCUCUUUGAAAGCUGUACCUUCUUACUUAAUAACUAGGUUUGGGCCUGGGUGUUAAUCUUAGGCUUCACCUCCAAAGACAAUUUAAAGUGUAUUGAUAGAUCCUUAUCAUUUCUUCUUCUGUGUUCAUGUGAGCAAGUAUGAUAUGAAUGAUGAUGAUGGUGAUGACUGUAUGUGAAACAAAGCUUUUAUCAUAUACUUUUUGUAUUUAUUAUAUGAUGAUGAUCAAUAUUAAAGUGUGAUCAGAUGUAAUCAGUGUGUAAACUAAUAAAACUGUCCACUCUA
This is a messenger RNA of Oreochromis niloticus (Nile tilapia), 6257 nucleotides long. It is a transcript of the gene camk2b2, whose product is annotated as calcium/calmodulin-dependent protein kinase (CaM kinase) II beta 2. The transcript is spliced from 20 exons. Gene Ontology annotation, molecular function: calcium/calmodulin-dependent protein kinase activity; calmodulin binding; ATP binding. NCBI's taxonomy places the organism in Eukaryota, Metazoa, Chordata, Actinopteri, Cichliformes, Cichlidae. The record is from RefSeq and is a predicted model, not a curated record. Bases 283 to 1986 code for a protein of 567 amino acids. Gene Ontology annotation, biological process: protein phosphorylation.